Molecule: messenger RNA, 1458 nt
Organism: Phytophthora nicotianae INRA-310
Lineage: Eukaryota; Oomycota; Peronosporomycetes; Peronosporales; Peronosporaceae
Exons: 6
Coding region: 36-1271 (411 amino acids)
Biological process (GO): endoplasmic reticulum unfolded protein response
Cellular component (GO): endoplasmic reticulum
Molecular function (GO): protein binding
Source: RefSeq, a predicted model, not a curated record
GUAUCUUUCAUUUUGGUGCGCACAGAUCCGAGAUCAUGGACUCGCUUGCGUGGGUAUUGGCGCUGCUACUUGUGCUGGCAGGCGCUGGAUACAUGUACAUGCAGCGACAAGAAGAAGCCAAGAAGCAGGCGUUGAAGUUGCAGAAAGAAAAGGAGGAGAUAGCGCGCCAGCAGUUCCACGGACUCAACAACAAGAAGUCCAAAAGCAAGGCGAAGAAGAAAGUGGACGUGACAGCGGAGAUUAAGAAGAAGAAAGCGCAGGCUGCGGCGCAGGACGCAGAAGAGGAACACUCGAGCAUCUUACACGUUCUCAAGGGUCACAAAUACGGCAUCACUGCUGCAGCCUACAGCCCCAACGGCCGCUUCCUGGCCACGGCCAGCUCGGAUCGCUCCAUUCGCCUCUAUUUCCGCGACACGCUCAAGGAAAAGAACCCCAAGGUGCACCAGAUCAACAUAGAAUAUGACCACGUCACGGCCAUGUGCUUCAGUUCGGACGGACGCAGUCUCGUGAUUGCAACGGAGAACGGCAACGUAAAAAUCUUCCAAAAACUGCGUGCCAAACCGGAGAUCGUGGCGGACUUCCCGGUUUCACACAAGACGGACGUGCACUCUGUACUCAUGAACGACAUUGGCAACUGGGCAACUAUCAUUACAUGCGCGGGCGACUCGGAUACGGACGUCAAGUUCUGGAACUUGAGUGGGGAGUUAUUGCAGACAGUGAACACGAACCAGGUGGCAAACUACCACUGCGUUGGCUCCAAGGACAACCGGUAUAUCGCUGUGGCAGCGUACACACCGGAGGUCAAGAUCUACGAGAUUGUGCGUGAGAAGACGGGCGCCUUUAAGAAGGUGAAUAAGAUCAUGACGCUGCAGGGACACAGGACUGGUGUCAUGGAUCUUGCCUUCGAUGGGUCAGACGCGCUUCCUGUGAACCGCGUUGUGACUAUUUCAAAGGACUCCUCUGUCCGCCUGUGGGAUAUUAACGUACGAUACACCGUGCAAGAAGAUCCUAAGGUGUUGUCAUCGUUCAAUGCCAGUGGAGAUCAACCGUUCCAGGCUACCGACUUCGCUCCUAACGGCAAGAUAUUGGCCAUGGUGAGGGGUAAGGACCUCGUGUUCGUUCGGACCAGUGACAACAAGGAGUUCUUUACCAUCGAAAACGCAAUCGAAGACCUUAUCAAACGAGCCACGUUCUCUCCCGAUGGGUCUGAGGUGUUGGUGCUAGGAAAGAACUGCAAGCAUAUCAAGAUUUACAAGACGCCUGAGCUAUAGAGGAAGGGGAAGCAUGUUAACCCAUGCAUUAGCAUUAGAAGGAAGCAGUGGGGGGGGGGGGGGGGGGACAAACAAGAAUCAUCUUAACCCAAAAAACCACCGGGGGGGGAUAACAGUGAUUCAUAGAGACGAUGUUGAUGACUGUAUUUCGUUAAAUUGAAUGCUAACCACUCUAAUUCUGUGGCAG